ACUGUGUAUUUUAAAGCAUUUGAAAGGAGAAACAAUGCUGAGGGGGUUUUGGCUGCUGACAGGCAAUGGAGUCCCUGUUGAGUAAGGUCUCCAGGUCACAGCAGCAUGCCUGGAUGCUGGAAGUGCAAAGGUCGACUUUACUUGGUUGAUACAAUAGCAGGAGAUCCAGAGGUUCUGCAAACAGAUGCUGAAACAUACUAUGAAAAACUCUUGAAGAAGUCACUGUCCACUCCUGAUAUUUUCUCCAUCCCUGGAGGAGGAGAGGUUAAACUUGAAGAUUCCUGUGUGUGCUUUGUCCCUCUCUACCGGAAUAAUCCUACUUGCAAACUGUUGCUGUUAACUGAUCCAAAGGAUAAAGAGACAGUUUUGGCAGUUUAUUUGAGCCAGCGCUGGUGGCCUGUGGAAGAUGUUGUGAAGACGGCUGAUCCUGCUAGAGAUGGGCUCAUUUUGGUCCAGACAUUUGGAGAAAGGAUUGUCCUCUUUGUUCUGAACUGCAUUAUUUUUGGAAUGCUGGAAGGGAGUUCAGCUAAUGAUGCAUUCUUUCUACCUCACUCUGCCACCGAGCGUGCCAAGAUACUCUGGAGGAACGGCGAGGCUGCUGCCUUUUACUCGGUCAAGAUGAAAGGGAGCCUGUGUGAUGGUACAACCAGUCAGUGUUACCUGCUGCCAGUUUUGGAUACUAUAUUUGUCCAGAGAAAGUACAGAAGAGGUGGCCUAGGGAUGAAAAUGUUGCAUGAUUUCUGUCAGUCUUUCCUGGCUGAGGAUGCCUUGGGGAUCAGCUGCCCUAUUUCUGCUGCCAUGUAUCAAGUAUGCCAGAAAUUCCUGCAGGCUCAUCCUGAGGAGCAGAAGCGACUGUGGGAAGUGGAAGCACCAGGAGAUUGGAGCCAGCGACUGAAUAUCUGGUUAAAAAUUCAGAUGGAGUCAUCCCCUUCAGGAAAAGCUGAAGUGGGCUCUUGUAUGGAGAAGACUCCAACUACUAAACCCAGACAAUUGGACCACAUGAAUAAGGAGGUGUACAAGAGAGCCAUUGCCAACAUGCCUCCCAUCCAGGAGAAACGCCACUGGAAGAGGUAUAUCUACCUCUGGAUUAGCUAUGCACUCUAUGAGGAGCUGGAGGCAAAAGAUGCAGAGCGAACCAGACAGGUGUACCAGGCAUGCCUUGAGCUCCUGCCCCACAAGAAGUUUACAUUUGCCAAAAUGUGGCUGCUGUAUGCGCAGUUUGAAAUUCGCCAGAAAAACCUCCCCCUUGCCAGAAGGGCUUUGGGGACAUCCAUAGGUAAAUGUCCAAAAAACAAACUGUUUAAAGGUUACAUCGAGCUGGAGUUACAGCUGCGUGAAUUUGACCGUUGCCGAAAGUUGUAUGAAAAAUUCCUGGAGUUUGCACCGGAAAACUGCAUGUCCUGGAUUAAAUUUGCUGAGCUGGAAACCAUCCUUGGGGAUAUCGACUGUGCCCGGGCCAUCUACGAGCUGGCUAUCAGCCAGCCCUGGCUGGACAUGCCAGAGGUGCUUUGGAAAUCCUACACUGACUUUGAGAUGGAGCAAGAGGAGUGUGAGAGAGCCAGGAGCCUUUACCGGCGGCUGCUGCAGCGCACACAGCGCGGAAAGGUGUGGAUCAGCCUGGCGCGGUUCGAGCUGUUGGCGGGGCAGGAGGAGCGGCUGCAGCGCUGCCAGCAGAUCUACCAGGAGGCCAACAAGGCCAUGUGCAGCUGCGAGGAGAAGGAGGAGAGGGUCAUGCUGCUGGAGUCCUGGAGGAGCUUUGAGGAUGAGUUUGGCACCGAUGCCACUAAGGAGAGGAUAGAUAAACUGAUGCCUGAGAAAAUAAAGAAGAGGAGAAAGCUGCAGGCCAAAGAUGGGUCUGAUGCUGGAUGGGAGGAGUACUGUGAUUAUAUUUUCCCAGAAGACACUGCCUGUCAGCCCAACCUCAAACUCCUGGCUAUGGCAAAGCUCUGGAAGAAGCAGCAGCUGGAGAGCGAAGAUGCAACCAUGGAUCCCAACAAGGACAUUGAUGAAAGCCAGACUUAAUACCUUGCCUUUUCCCACCGCUUUCCUGGGCUGUUGUACAGGUGUUGACUGCUUUCCUGGAGUUGGGCAAGUGGCAGGAGAUGCCAUGGAGGAGAAAGA
Messenger RNA from Pyrgilauda ruficollis (rufous-necked snowfinch), 2121 nucleotides. Its product is annotated as crooked neck-like protein 1. The record is from RefSeq and is a predicted model, not a curated record. Gene Ontology annotation, biological process: RNA processing. NCBI's taxonomy places the organism in Eukaryota, Metazoa, Chordata, Aves, Passeriformes, Passeridae. Bases 106 to 2022 code for a protein of 638 amino acids. The transcript has 10 exons. Gene Ontology annotation, molecular function: protein binding.